UCCAUUAUCCAAUCAUUGAACAUUGUAACUCCUAUCACUAUUAAAACAUUAAGAAACACAAAUUCCAUCUGUCCAUCAGCACCACCGUCACCGCCACCACCAACCUCCACAAAUCUCAAACAAAAAACCCCAAUCCCUCCCAAACCCUAACCCUAAAAUUCCAAAUUCUUAGCCCUAACCACCCCCAGAGCAAUGUCCACACCACUACCGCCGUCGCCCACGGCCUCCCCCAUGGCCUCAGUCUCCGCCUCGCCCACAGCCACCGCUAAGAAGUCCCAGCCGCUGCCGUGGACCCAAGAGGAGACGGUGCAGCUGAUCCGGGCCUACCAGGAGAAGUGGUACGCGCUGAGGAGGGGCCAGCUGAAGUCGAGCCAGUGGGAGGAGGUGGCGGUGACCGUGGCGGCCCGGUGCGGUUACGAAUACGGCGAGCCGUCGAAAUCCGCCACGCAGUGCCGCCACAAGAUGGAGAAGCUCCGGCAGCGACACCGCGCCGUGAAGAAGCGCCUCGGCCAGAGAACCAAGUCCGGCUGGCCCUUCUUCGAGCUCAUGGAGCAGAUGGAGCGCGGGCCCAUGCCCAUCUCUGUUAUGCCCAUGGCGGAGAUGCCACAUCAGCAAGAAGAAGAAGAGCGUGAUUAUCACGAUCGUAAUUAUCACGGCGGCGGUGGCGGCGGCAAUGAAGACGACGAUGAGGAGAAUUCCAACAAGGUCCGGAGCAUCGACUUCAUCCUGCGGAGGCCGACGUUUGUGAACAGAUUUUCCGGGAAAGCCUCGUUUUUGCAGGGACCCGCUGCGGCAGCGGAGUUAAAGAGAGGGAGAGAGGCGGUGGGCGAGUGCGACGUGGCGGAGCCGCCGCAGCAUAGGGGUAGGGAAAUGGUGGUGGAAUUGGCGGACGAGAUGAGGGCAUUCGCCCAGCAGUUAAUCGGGGUGGAGAACAUGAGGAUGAAGAUGAUGAAGGAAACGGAGAGGUAUAGAGUGGAGAUGGAGAAGAGGAGGAUGAGCAUGAUCCUGCAGUCACAGCAGAAGAUUGUUCACUCCAUCAAUACCGCUUUCGGGUCUUCCAACAAGCUGAGCACCAGCUGAUCAUGUAAUUCGUUUCUAAGGUUGGUUUUCGAUUUGAGUAGGGAUAAUGUUAUGGCUUCUGUGUUUGUUGUGGAAAUGGAUUUGUAUAGUUGACAGUUGAAGCCCAGAAUUUACGCAUGGUGUCAUAUACUUGCACGUUUAAUUU
This is a messenger RNA of Pyrus x bretschneideri (Chinese white pear), 1225 nucleotides long. RefSeq names its product trihelix transcription factor ASIL1. The record is from RefSeq and is a predicted model, not a curated record. Gene Ontology annotation, cellular component: nucleus. The transcript has a single exon. NCBI's taxonomy places the organism in Eukaryota, Viridiplantae, Streptophyta, Magnoliopsida, Rosales, Rosaceae. The coding region runs from base 193 to 1080 and encodes 295 amino acids. Gene Ontology annotation, molecular function: transcription cis-regulatory region binding.